This is a messenger RNA of Dendronephthya gigantea, 1979 nucleotides long. RefSeq lists its product as uncharacterized. The transcript is spliced from 6 exons. Gene Ontology annotation, biological process: apoptotic signaling pathway. Bases 27 to 1904 code for a protein of 625 amino acids. NCBI's taxonomy places the organism in Eukaryota, Metazoa, Cnidaria, Anthozoa, Malacalcyonacea, Nephtheidae. The record is from RefSeq and is a predicted model, not a curated record. Gene Ontology annotation, cellular component: membrane; mitochondrion.
UACUAUAAAAUACAGCUAGGUUUAUCAUGGCCAGCAAUGCAAAAUCAAAUUCCGAUGAUGACGAUGAAGCUGCAGGAAAUAAGUCAGAAAAUAAUGAAAUUAAUUGCAGCAAUAAUGGCAAUAAGGAUGAUGGCAAUGGUAGCAAUGGUGGUGGAAAUGGUGAUGGAAAUGGUAAUGGCAAUGGUGAUGGAAAUAGCGAUGGAAAUGGUAAUGGCAAUGGUGAUGGAAAUUGCGAUGGCAAUGGUGGUGGCAAUGGUGAUGAUAAAAACAAUGGAAAAUCCAGUUGGAUUCUUCCUGUUGCCAUUGGAGUAGGCACUGGUGUGGCUGCAAUUGUUGCUGCACCAUUUGCAGUUGCUGCUAUUGGAUUCACAUCUGGUGGUAUAGCCGCUGGUUCUAUGGCUGCGUCAAUGAUGUCAUCUGCUGCGCUUGCCAAUGGUGGAGGUGUUGCAGCAGGUUCACUUGUUGCCACAUUACAAGCUGUUGGUGCCACAGGUGCUGUAGGUGCCUCAGGUGCAGCAGCAGCUGGAGGUAUUGGUGGCACAAUUGGUGCAGGAGUUGGUUGGUUUGCAAACAAAUUUUUUAAUAGAAAUAAUGGUGGCAACAAUGAACAACCAGGGGAUGAUGGUGGAAAACCUGGGGAUGUUGGUGUGAAACUUGGGAAUGAUGGUGUGAAACUUGGGGAUGAUGGUGGAAAACCUGGGGAUGAUGGUGGAAAACCUGGGGAUGAUGAUGGAAAACCAGAGGAUGAUGGUGGAAAACCUGGGGAUGAUGGUGGAAAGUCUGGGAAUAAUGGUGGAAAGUCUGGGAAUGAUGGGGGAAAACCUGGGGAUGAUGGUGGAAAACCUGGAAAUGAUGGUGCAGAUAAUGAGAAACCCAGAGAUUCUGGGAAGAACAAUGAACCAGUAGAUGGCAAUCAUUCAAAGAUGAUUCAGCCUGGUGGUAAUCCUGGUGGUAGUAGAGCAGAGCAGCCUUCGGUCCAGGCUGGUGGUAAUCCUGAUGGUAGAGCAGAGCAGUCUUCAGGCAUUGCAAGUCAAUUUGCAGAUGAUAUCCAGCGUGGUAUUGGCAGUCAUUCUGGAGAUCAACUUCAAAAUAAUGUUCAUCCCAAACGUGGUGCCCGACAUGUUCCUGUCGAACAUGAUGAUGAUGAUGAUAAUGAAUUUAAGAAUAUCAGCAACCAAGCACUAUGUACAAAGAAAUAUUAUCAAAAUCGAAGAAGAACCAUGCAGCCCAACAAAUGUUUUGUUCUUGUUCUUUGCGUUUGCCUUGUACUGAAUGGAAACACCGUUUUUGCUGGUGACCAAGAGGAAGGAUGGUCACCGAGUCCGGGGACUAUAGCUGCUGCAGCGGCUGGUGGAGUUGUUGCUGUUUUUGCCGCUCCUGUUGUAUUGGGAGCAGUGGGCUUUACAGCAGCUGGUAUUUCUGCUGGUUCAAUUGGAACAGGUUUGAUGUCCGCUUCUGCAACUCUUAGUGGAGGUGGGGUUGCCGCAGGAGGUGUGGUUGCCACUCUUCAGUCUGUUGGCGCUGCAGGAUUGGGUUUAGCUGGAAAAGCUGCUGUGGGAAGUGUUGGAGCAGCCAUUGGUGUUGCUACCAAGGAAAUUUUAACCGAUUAUUGGUCACCGUGGAAUAUAGUUGCUGCAACGGUUGGUGAAGUUGCUGCUGUUGCUGUCGCUCCUGUUGUACUGGGAGCAGUAGGCUUCACAGCAGCUGGUAUUUCUGCAGGUUCAAUCGCAGCAAGUUUGAUGUCCGCUUCUGCAACUCUUAGUGGAGGUGGGGUUGCCGCAGGAGGUGUGGUUGCCACUCUUCAGUCUGUCGGCGCUGCAGGAUUGGGUGCAGCUGGAACUGCUGUUGUGGGAAAAAUUGGAGCAGUCAUUGGUGUUGCUACCAAGAAAAUUUUAACCGAUUAAGGAAGAAACAAACUGUUAUUGGUGCCCCACAUAUUAAAUUAAUGUUAAUGUAGAGUCUUAGCUAGUUUGAAUACG